AUGACACAAGAAGUUCCACCAGAAAUUGCUUCAUUAACAAAUUUGUUCAUAUUGGGUUUUGCAUUAACUUCAAUAGCUGUUAGCAGUUUAUUUACACUUUCGUAUCUAACGCCAUGGAUUCGACGAAAAAGAAGCGACUAUAUGGCGCCAGUUACAAUUUAUCGUUCGACGCCGGAGAAACAGUUCUACAAGCUUUUGAAUGAAGAUCCGAAGGACCAUCGGCGAUUCACGCCAGGCACACUUUACCUAUCUGUAAUUAUACCAGCGAUGAACGAAAAAGAAAGGCUCCCAACAAUGCUUGAAGAAUGCUGUGAAUAUUUGAAAAAACGACAAUCUGAAAACAAAGAAUUCACUUCAGAGGUAAUAAUAGUUGAUGACGGUAGCAUCGACGAUACCGCUGAUGUUGGAGUUAUGUUUGGUGUUAAAUACCCAAAUUUAAUUAAAGUUUUAAAGCUUGAUACAAAUAGAGGAAAAGGCGGUGCUGUGAAAGAGGGUGUCCUAAAUUGCGCUGGAAAGCUUAUUCUCUUCGCAGACGCGGAUGGAGCUACUAAAUUUGAAGACUUCGAGCUUCUCGAAAAAGAAAUCGUUCGCAUGACUGGUGACUCUCCGCUUGACGAGUCAUUCCCAGCAGUUGCUGUUGGUUCAAGAGCUCAUUUGGAAGCCCAAGCAACCGCAGAAAGAUCGUUAUUUCGCACAAUUUUAAUGCACGGGUUCCAUUUAUUAGUCUAUACAUUUGCUGUAAAAAGUGUACGGGACACUCAAUGUGGAUUCAAGUUAUUUACAAGAGCUCUAGCAGCAAGACUAUUCCCAGUUCUUCAUGUCGAGCGUUGGGCUUUUGACGUUGAACUUCUUUAUCUAUGCGAAAAGUGGGAUAUUCCUGUUAGCGAGGUUUGUGUCCGCUGGAAAGAAAUCGAAGGUUCGAAAAUAACUCCAAUAUGGUCUUGGCUCCAAAUGGGGAGAGAUCUAGUCCUGAUUUGGUUCAGAUACACGAAAAUGGGCCGAAAGUCGACAAAAUCAGUUAGCGAGGAGGUUUGUCCGAGCAAUGAAAUUGUAAUGAAAGAAGAAGUUGUUUAUAACACUUAUGAUGAAUGCACGGACUAUAUUGACUAUGACGAUGCGGCUGAUUUUGAUGUGAAAAAGUAUUGUGAAAAUAUUCAGAUUUUCAUUGUGAAUGAGAGUAACGAUGGUAUGACAUUGGAAUUCGAUCUAACUCGAAUCGAGGCUCCGAUUGCAAAUGCUCUUCGCCGAGUUUUGAUUGCUGAAGUUCCAACGAUGGCCCUGGAGAAAAUUUAUCUUUAUCAGAAUACUAGCGUUAUUCAGGAUGAGGUUUUGUGUCACCGACUUGGUCUUUUGCCGCUGAACGUUGAUCCACGGAAAUUCUGUUUCCCGACCACAAAAGUUGUUGGUGUUAAUGAAGAAGGUGUGGAUUGUGAAGAAGAACCGGCGGGAGAUCCAAAGCGCAAUUUGAUCUUCAAAAUCAAUGUGACGUGCACGAAAAACCGCAACGCGCUGCCAACAGCCACAGAUCCAAAACAAUUGUACCAUAAUAGUUCGGUAUAUGCGCGAGCUUUCAAAUGGGAACCAAUUGGCAACCAAGCGAAGGAAUUUGCUGCCAAAAAACCAAAAAUUGUUAAUGAUAACAUUUUGGUUGCGAAAUUGCGGCCAGGACAGGAAAUUGAGGCGAGUUGUCACGCAGUGAAGGGAAUUGGACGAGAUCACGCGAAGUUUUCGCCUGUUGCCACCGCUUCCUACAGACUUCUUCCAACUAUUCGCUUGCACGCUGAAAUUAGUGGUGAAGCUGCUCAACGUCUUAAAAGCAGCUUCAGCGAGGGAGUUAUCGAUAUUGUUAAGAAAGGAGGAAAGCAAGUUGCUGUUGUUAAAGAUGCGCGUAAAGACACCUGCAGUCGAAAUGUUUUCCGCCACGAGGAUCUUGCAAAAGUUGUGCAGCUUGGAAAAAAUAAACAACAUUUCAUUUUCAGCGUAGAAUCUACUGGAGCCUUGAAGUCUCACGAACUUGUGGUUGAAGCUUGUAAAGUUAUGGAAACAAAAUGCAGCUAUCUUAGAAAGCAAGUUGAAGAACUCCUUGGAUCAGCCAAUUUUUAA
Molecule: messenger RNA, 2103 nt
Organism: Caenorhabditis bovis
Lineage: Eukaryota; Metazoa; Nematoda; Chromadorea; Rhabditida; Rhabditidae
Source: the annotation of a GenBank genome assembly